GAGAAGCUUCUUCGACUGGGUUUCAUUAAACUUGUAACUCCCCUUGGGGUGCACACGUCCUCUUUGCUCACAGAGUGGACGAAACUGUUCGCCUUUGCAUUGACUAUCGCGGCCUUAACCGUUACACGGUUAAAAACAACUAUCCCAUGCCUCGCACGAAUGAGUUGUUUGACCGUCUAGCAGGCAAUCACUUCUUCACGAAAAUCGAUCUUCGUAGUGGUUACCACCAGAUCCACGUAGCCACAGAGGACCAUCCGAAAACCGCCUUUCGGUCGCGCUUCGGCCACUACGAGUUCACGGUGAUGUCAUUUAGCCUCACCAAUGCACCCGCCACCUUCCAGACGGCGAUGAACGAUAUCUUCAGGGACAUCCUUGAAGAAUACGUUCUCGUAUUACUUGAUGACAUCUUGGUCUACAGUCAUACCUUAGAAGACCAUCUCAGACACCUCCGUGAUGUCCUACAUCGCUUACGCAAGCAUGGCUUCUAUGCCAAGCUUAGUACGUGCCGCUUUGCCCAGAGCAAAGUGGACUUCCUAGGACACCAUGUGUCUGACCAGGGUUUCCACAUGGACGAUGCGAAGAUCACUGCUAUUGCAAAGUGGCCCGUCCCCACAUCUGCCAAGCAGCUUCGCAGUUUCCUAGGCCUCACUAGCUACUAUAGUAAUUUCAUCCAGCGAUACACUAGGUGUUUCCCUCUCCUCCUGAUUUACCUUAUCCCCAUGUUCCUCCUUCCCCCCCCUCUUCCUGUUGGCACUGCUUCUCGACUGACACCUAUCCUCCCACCACUUCCCUUCACUGACAGUCCUCCUGUUACUCACUCCCCGACCAUUGCGGAGGAUGGGACUGUCGAGGCUCGUGUUGGGGAUUGCCCGAUCGCUUUCUACUCUCGCCAGGUACUGCCUCCCGAGAUAAACUACAUUGUCGGUGAACAUGAGGUUCUUGCAGUAGUUUAUGCCACCGACAUUGGCGUCAUUAUCUGCACGGGGCGCCCUUCACGGUGCGCACAAACAACUCAGUUGUCCAGGCUUUCCUCACGAAGCCGAAACUUUCCCCUCGACCGGCACGCCGGUGGCGUGAUUUGUCUGAGUUCAGUUUCACCACUCAGCCCAUCAAGGGUGAAACGAAACGCGUCUGAUCACAAUCAGGAACCCAUCCAUCUUGUUGCCUUCUCCAUCACCAUUGUUGAUCAGCCGGUGAUCAACGCAUAUUGCACUAAGGACCGCCGCUGCCCGGAUUAUCGCGUCGUCCAUGCUACAUUACGAAAUGGCAAGACCGUUCCUUCAUACUCCCUCGGGGAGAACGGACAGCUCCGCGUCCAAGCUGUAGCAGAGUUCCAUGACCAGGCAGUUGUCUUGGCUCGUGUUUGCCGCCUAUACGUCUGGCCGAAGUCAAAGGACUUCGUCAAAGUCUACAUCCAGGAGUGUCCUACCUGCCAGGAGGUGAACAAUGCGAACCACCUUCCGUAUGGGUUACUUCAGCCCCUACCCAUACCUGAGGGUCGUUGGCAGUCCAUCUCGAUGAAUUUCAUUGGUCCCCUUCUUCCACCCAUUGAGCGCGAUCAUGAUGCUAUCUUGAUUGUCGUCGAUCGUUUCACGAAGCGUGUACGUUUUGUCCCGUGCCGCUAUCACAUUAGUGCUCGUGAGGUCGCCGACAUCGUCUUCGACCGAGUCGUGAGAGAUCACGGCUUACCUCAGAGGAUCCUCUCCGACCGUGACGCGCUUUACCAGCACAUUCUGGCGACGCCUACACGAGGUGUACGGAUCCCAGCUCCGCUUCUUAUCGUCUUACCACCCUCAGACAGAUGGUCAGACUGAGGUCACCAAUAAAACUGUCGGUAAUAU
Molecule: messenger RNA, 1841 nt
Organism: Chara braunii
Lineage: Eukaryota; Viridiplantae; Streptophyta; Charophyceae; Charales; Characeae
Source: the annotation of a GenBank genome assembly